Molecule: messenger RNA, 3148 nt
Organism: Platichthys flesus (European flounder)
Lineage: Eukaryota; Metazoa; Chordata; Actinopteri; Pleuronectiformes; Pleuronectidae
Gene: slc17a8
Product: solute carrier family 17 member 8
Exons: 12
Coding region: 1-1761 (586 amino acids)
Biological process (GO): neurotransmitter loading into synaptic vesicle; transmembrane transport; monoatomic anion transport
Cellular component (GO): synaptic vesicle membrane; excitatory synapse
Molecular function (GO): L-glutamate transmembrane transporter activity; neurotransmitter transmembrane transporter activity
Source: RefSeq, a predicted model, not a curated record
AUGCCUUUUGGUGGGUUGAAAGGUUUGAAGGAGCAGGUGUUGAAGCCUGGGAAGGAGGAGGUGAAGAGCAGUGUGGGCGACUCUAUGGGAAAACUGCAAAGGAAAAUAGAUGGGAGCAACGUAGAAGAAGAGGACAAUAUUGAGCUGACAGAGGAUGGGCGCCCCGUGCGAUCAGCAGCACUUCCUGCCCCGCUGGUGGACUGCAGCUGUGGCGGUAUCCCUAAACGAUACAUCAUCGCCAUCCUCAGUGGCCUGGGCUUCUGCAUCUCCUUUGGCAUUCGGUGCAAUCUUGGUGUGGCCAUUGUGGAGAUGGUGAACAACAACACUGUCUAUAUCAAUGGGACUCCAGUGCUUCAGAUGGCUCAGUUCAACUGGGAUCCAGAGACAGUGGGGCUGAUCCACGGCUCCUUCUUCUGGGGCUACAUCGUCACUCAAAUCCCCGGUGGCUUCAUCUCCAACAAGCUCUUUGCCAACAGGGUGUUUGGGGCGGCCAUUUUCCUGACCUCAGUGCUGAAUAUGUUUAUUCCAGCAGCAGCAAGGGCUCACUACGGCUGCGUCAUGUUUGUCCGCAUCCUGCAGGGCUUGGUCGAGGGUGUCACCUACCCAGCAUGCCAUGGGAUGUGGUCCAAAUGGGCACCACCUCUUGAGCGGAGUCGACUGGCCACCACUUCAUUCUGUGGAUCCUAUGCGGGAGCAGUGAUCGCCAUGCCUUUAGCUGGAGUGCUCGUUCAGUAUGUUGGCUGGUCUUCAGUCUUUUACAUCUAUGGAGUUUUUGGGAUCCUGUGGUACAUACUGUGGCUCCUGCUGGCGUACGGAAGUCCUGCCGAACAUCCCACAAUCACCGAAGAGGAGCGGAUGUACAUCGAGACGACCAUCGGAGAAACAAUCCACCAACUGAGUGCAACUGAGAAAUUCAAGACUCCAUGGCGUCGAUUCUUCACCUCCAUGCCCGUUUACGCCAUCAUCGUGGCCAACUUCUGCCGCAGCUGGACCUUCUACCUGCUCCUCAUCAGCCAGCCGGCUUACUUUGAGGAAGUUUUCGGUUUUCCCAUCAGCAAGGUGGGGAUCCUGUCUGCUGUCCCUCACAUGGUGAUGACAAUUGUGGUCCCUAUCGGGGGUCAGCUGGCUGACUACUUACGCAUCAACAAAAUCAUGUCGACCACAAAUGUGAGAAAACUCAUGAACUGUGGAGGUUUCGGGAUGGAGGCCACUCUGCUGCUGGUCGUUGGGUUUUCUCACACUCGAGGAGUCGCCAUCUCCUUCCUCGUUCUGGCUGUGGGCUUCAGUGGAUUUGCCAUUUCAGGUUUUAAUGUCAAUCAUCUGGAUAUUGCUCCUCGCUAUGCCAGCAUCCUGAUGGGUAUUUCUAACGGUGUUGGAACCCUCUCUGGGAUGGUGUGUCCCCUGAUUGUUGGAGCUUUGACGAAACACAAGACUCGUCUGGAGUGGCAGAAUGUCUUUGUUAUUGCGUCCAUGGUGCAUUACACAGGGGUCAUCUUCUAUGCCAUCUUUGCCUCGGGAGAGCAGCAGGUCUGGGCCAACCCCGAGAGCACAAGUGAGGAAAAAUGUGGCAUCAUUGAUGAAGACGAGCUGGCUGAAGAGACAGAGCUCCAAAGCGAAAACCCUGUGGCCCCCAAAAUGAGUUAUGGCACAACAGACAAUUCAUCUGGCCGAAGACAUGGCUGGAAAAAGAAGAGAGGUGUGACCAUGCAAGAGGAGGAGGAACAUUGCGGGAAUGGGGACUUCCAGGACGGGUACCAGUGAGCCUGGACUUCCUGAGCACUGGAAUCUGAUCAUAGAUGAAUUUCCCACCUGUGGAAUGUCAUCGACAUCUUUGAAGAAGCAAGAGAUCAAACGUACCUCAAGACUGCUCUGUUUUUUUUUUUGGGGGGGGGGGGGGGGUGUCAAUGUAGCAUUUUAAAUGUAAAGUUCAACAAUCCACAAUUUCUAGAAAACAAUCAUAUGGGAACAGAACAAUUACAAGGGCAGGCAGUGGAACACAAACCUCUGCCAAGGUCGACAGUCUCCUUAAAUCCAAUCGAGCUGUGUUGAAUUGCACACCCUCAUAGACACCAAUCCCCUUAAUAUGCCCCACUUUAAACAUUCAUGCUUUAUCCCCUGGAAAAUAAGUGAAAAUGUCAAAACAUCUUUGUCCGGAUCCAGGACGAAAUGAUAUGGGUUCUUUCUUGGCCCACGUCCCAUCCUUCCUCCGUGUUUCAUGGAAAACUGUCUUUUAGUUUUAGAGUAAUAUUCCUGACAACCAACCAACCAACCAACAGGCAGACAUGGGUGAAAUGUAAACAAAUAAAAUGCUGAAAUCAAAUGUUAUCUUAUAAAAAUCCUGCUUGAGCAAAAUAAGAAACAUCUACAAAUACACAAUGAAAUCAGAAGUUGAACAUUAAAUCCAAUUCUACAUAUACUUUAAACAAGUAUUCUUAUUAAUAGACUAAAGAAGUGACAUCAAACAUCCAAACAUCCAUGGAGAAGCGGCUUCAAUCCAGACUUGAUUUCCACCUUCAUCCUGUGCUGAUCGUUCUCCGCCUGUGCAAACGUUUACUGGACCUUAUGUAGCUUUCCUCUGAACAUGUAAAUAGUUUUUGACAUUCUUCAUGUCCGCUAUGCAAUGUGAAUGUAAUAAUGGGUUUGACAGCAGACCACAGUGUAAAUGUUAUGAGCCUUCUUGUUUGUUGGUUUUUGCUCGUAUGUAUUUGCUGCUGCUGAAUGAUUACACUCUGUCACCGCUCGCCUCCCCUUGUCCAUCAGAUCUCAGUUCUCCAUCCAUUUGUAAGGCGCGUCUUCCAGCAUUUUAUCAGCUCCAUUAUUUAUAGUGUGCUGAGCUCAUAAUGGGCUGAAAUGGAUGGUGACAUAACUCUGUGAAGCUUUUAGUGUAACUCUAUUUAUUCUUUUGGUGUUUGUCUUUUUGCAACCCCUCAAUGUUUGAUACAUUGAGACCCAGAAUGUUUCCAAAAAACGCUGGAGGCUGAUGUUUCACUUUGAUCCUAGAAGAGUAAAGAAGUUCACACUCAUUCUUCCUCAGCACUGCUAAUGAUGAGACAGUAGAGUAUGAUCAUAUUGUUUGAGGGGGCUUGGAUUUGAUUUGCACUUUACUUGAACACACCACAGAUGUAAUGAACAACAUUUCUGUUCUGUA